Juglans microcarpa x Juglans regia is the source of this 1737-nucleotide messenger RNA. RefSeq names its product ATPase GET3B-like. The transcript has 11 exons. Lineage: Eukaryota; Viridiplantae; Streptophyta; Magnoliopsida; Fagales; Juglandaceae. The record is from RefSeq and is a predicted model, not a curated record. Bases 121 to 1380 code for a protein of 419 amino acids. Gene Ontology annotation, cellular component: GET complex. Gene Ontology annotation, molecular function: ATP binding; ATP hydrolysis activity. Gene Ontology annotation, biological process: post-translational protein targeting to endoplasmic reticulum membrane.
GAAUUGUAUAUAUUUAGAGCUUGGCUUCGUUCAUAGUUCAUACUAGUACUCUCCCACCCAGCUAAAGCCUAUAUUUAUCAAAUCCCAGAGUGCAAGAAGGAUUUGUUUGUAGCAGAAUCUAUGGCGAGUCGUUGUGUUGCCUCCGCUUUGUCACUUCCUCUUCACAGCUUCGCCGCCAGAAUUUCCAUCGCAUCUCUGGGUUGGCUCUCUUGCUCACCCAAGACCCGCCCCGAGCCACUCUCCAUUACCAGAAGUUUCAGCGUCGUCGCACUUUCCACCUCAAGAAAACCUCUCGCAAAAUCACUAAAGGUGAGAUCGGUGGCUACUCCUGCAGAAGGUGUUGCUGUCUUCGAUGACAUGGUUUCUGGGACUGAGAGAAAGUAUUACAUGCUUGGUGGCAAGGGAGGUGUAGGGAAGACAAGUUGUGCUGCCUCACUUGCAGUAAAAUUUGCUAACAGUGGGCACCCCACUCUUGUGGUUUCCACUGAUCCUGCACAUUCCUUGAGUGAUUCCUUUGCACAGUUAGCAUGCAUCUAUUAUUUUACCCAGGACUUGGCUGGUGGAACAUUGGUACCAGUUGAAGGUCCCGAUGCCCCGUUGUUUGCUCUUGAGAUAAACCCUGAAAAUGCUAGGGAAGAGUUCCGCAGUGCAGCUCAGAGAAAUGGUGGAACUGGGGUAAAAGAUUUCAUGGAUGGUAUGGGCCUUGGAAUGCUUGCAGAACAGUUAGGAGAGUUAAAACUAGGAGAGCUACUAGACACACCACCUCCUGGUUUGGAUGAAGCUAUUGCAAUAUCCAAGGUGAUGCAAUUUCUGGAAUCACAAGAAUAUGGCAUGUUUACUCGUAUAGUAUUUGAUACUGCACCCACGGGUCACACUUUGCGACUUUUGUCCUUGCCAGACUUCCUGGAUGCAUCUAUAGGCAAGAUAUUGAAGCUUAAACAGAAAAUAGCAUCGGCCACCUCAGCCAUCAAAUCUGUUUUUGGGCAAGAAGAAACCCGGCAGGAUACAGCUGACAAAUUAGAGCGUCUGCGGGAGAGGAUGAUAAAAGUGCGGGAGCUUUUUCGUGACACAGAUUCAACCGAGUUUGUCAUCGUAACAAUCCCCACGGUAAUGGCGGUUAGUGAGUCGUCUAGGUUGCAUGCCUCUUUGAAGAAGGAGAAUGUUCCUGUAAAGAGGCUUAUUGUUAAUCAGAUUCUUCCUCCGUCUACCUCAGACUGCAAAUUCUGUGCUAUGAAAAGGAAGGAUCAGAUGCGUGCUCUUGAUAUAAUUCAAGGUGAUCCAGAACUCUCCCACUUGACUUUGAUCCAGGCACCUCUGGUUGAUAUGGAGAUUAGAGGUGUUCCAGCUCUCAGAUUUUUGGGAGAUAUUAUUUGGAAGUGACCAUAUAAACAAUUUAGGUAACCUUUUCUCUGAUCUUUUUGGUAGCUUUUCAUAUCGGAGAACCAACUUAUGAUCUUAUCCUUUUGGAUUGAGGAGAACCACAUUUCAGUGAACUGAAACUUGGGAUGCUUCUUCCCCCGCAGGGAAACUGAACCACUGGGGGAUACUUAUGGCCAGCUGCAAUGCCAAGCACGGUUUAUCACUUGGUAAGUUCAUGAGUCAAGUAUCUAAGCUCAGUGUAAUGCCCCAAAUUUUGAGUUUUGAGAUGCUUGAAAACCGGGUGCUUCGCUGCCCCGAGUAUAGUUUUGGGUGGGUCCCACAAUUCUUCUUGGGCCCCAAAUCUUUGUUAUAUUUUUA